Aplosporella prunicola CBS 121167 is the source of this 924-nucleotide messenger RNA. RefSeq lists its product as uncharacterized. The transcript has a single exon. Lineage: Eukaryota; Fungi; Ascomycota; Dothideomycetes; Botryosphaeriales; Aplosporellaceae. The coding region runs from base 1 to 924 and encodes 307 amino acids. The record is from RefSeq and is a predicted model, not a curated record. Gene Ontology annotation, molecular function: protein binding.
AUGCCGACACUUGACGGUUCCCACGCCAGCAUGCCUAACAACAAUACACAAGACCAGAAGAAGGGACACAUGGGAGGCCUCCCGUCUGAACUUCAGUGCCAGAUCAUCGGCUACCUCGACAUCCCAUCCGUGCUGCAGAUGCAAUGCGUAUCCACGCACUGGAGGACAAUGAUAACCUCCUGCAUGAACCUUGACAGUGUCAUGGAUCCAGACCGUCGGACGUUCCUCAAGAUCUUUAACAAGGCCCAAGCAAGUAAAGCCUUUAUACCACACGCCUCCAAGGACGAGUCCCACCGAUUUCAAAGAAGACUCCAGAACAACUUGUUCGAGAUUUCCGAACAGAAGCCUCAUCAAAACUCGGAUGAAGGCUACCUACCCCUAAGUGGCACGAGGACACACCCACUUAUUUUCGAAAACCUACCUGUUGUACUUGAGGAGGAAACCAAAUCCCCUUCGCUCCACACCUGGCUGAGUGAAUGGCCGAGGCAGGCUGUCAUGGACGGCAUGUGGGGCGAAUAUAGAAAUAUAGAUCGUUACUUCCCAAACCCUUGGGGGGAGGGAGUUCCUUAUGCGAAAUUUCCAAUCACAAUCUACGACCUGGGAACAGGAGCAGACCUGGGAACAACAGCAGUAGUCAUCGCAGUUCUACUGCGUGAUAGACCGAAUCUUUUUCCUGUAUCGCCUAAAUAUUCGCCCGGGAAUGAAUUUACCCUGUUGGUUAUUAGCGGUGGAGGCGAACUGAAUGGACACAUCAUAAAGGCUGGCCAUUUUGGAGGGUACGGGUUCUAUACUUACUCAGUGGACUGUAUUAAGUUCGAGGACUGGCUCUCGAUAUACGUCGAUGCUCUGGAGAUCAUAAAACGCGAAGGAAGUUUUGCGUUUUGCGGACCUAUUAAUGCCUUGGGGAAUAGCUUGAGGAUUUAG